AGAGAGAGAAAAAAAAGAGGAUCCAUGUUCCAAGGCUUGAAGGAAAAGAAAAGUUUCUACUGACUGCUCUCUCGUUUCUAUAAACCCUUUGCGAUCGACGAAGCAAGAUCAAAGAAGAAGAUGUUCAGGAAUCAGUACGACACAGAUGUGACGACAUGGAGCCCAACAGGUCGUCUCUUCCAAGUAGAAUACGCCAUGGAAGCAGUGAAGCAAGGCUCCGCCGCAAUUGGACUGAGAUCUAGCUCCCAUGUCGUCCUCGCAUGCGUCAACAAAGCCCAAUCUGAGCUCUCUUCUCACCAGAAGAAGAUCUUCAAAGUGGAUGACCACAUAGGCGUCGCAAUAGCUGGACUCACAGCCGAUGGACGUGUUCUCUCCCGUUAUAUGAGAUCGGAAUCAAUCAAUCACUCCUUCACCUAUGAGUCUCCACUUCCCGUUGGUCGUCUCGUCGUUCAUCUCGCUGAUAAGGCCCAGGUCUGUACCCAACGAUCAUGGAAACGGCCCUAUGGCGUGGGUUUGUUGGUAGGUGGAUUGGAUGAGUCUGGAGCCCACCUUUACUACAACUGCCCUAGUGGAAACUACUUUGAGUAUCAAGCUUUUGCUAUUGGAUCUCGUUCACAAGCCGCCAAGACCUAUCUGGAACGCAGGUUUGAGAGCUUUGCGGAUUCUUCAAGAGAAGAUCUGAUCAAAGAUGCUAUCUUGGCUGUUAGGGAGACACUCCAAGGAGAAACACUCAAGAGUUCUCUCUGCACCGUAUCUGUACUAGGAGUCGGUGAGCCAUUCCACUUCUUGGACCAAGAAGCUAUACAGAAAAUGAUUGACACAUUUGAGAAAGUACCAGAGGAAGAGGAAGGUGAGGCCGAAGUUGCUGCACCAGCAGAACAGGGUGGUGGUGCUGAUGGUUUAGGUGACCAAGACGUGGCUCCAAUGGAAAUGUAAGGCUUUUGUGUCUAACGCUGGAAUCGUUUUAAAUCGUGUUAGUUGGAUUUUCGUUGGAUCAUUUUUAUAUGAAUCAUUUGCAAAUUGGCUGUGGCUUUUAGAUUUUAUGCACGAGAACCUCGUGAGAUGAAAUCACUGGGUUAUAUCAACUUAAAAGCUACCUUUUAGACUAUUGUAUUUUGCUCUUUUGAUUUAAAUCUGUUUAUGACUUCCUA
Brassica oleracea var. oleracea is the source of this 1151-nucleotide messenger RNA. RefSeq names its product proteasome subunit alpha type-1-A-like. NCBI's taxonomy places the organism in Eukaryota, Viridiplantae, Streptophyta, Magnoliopsida, Brassicales, Brassicaceae. Gene Ontology annotation, biological process: ubiquitin-dependent protein catabolic process. The coding region runs from base 121 to 936 and encodes 271 amino acids. Gene Ontology annotation, cellular component: proteasome core complex, alpha-subunit complex; proteasome core complex. The transcript has 2 exons. The record is from RefSeq and is a predicted model, not a curated record.